CUCGCUGUUCAGUGCUCUCGCGAUUGCCGUACGUUUGUGUUCGUAGUGUGUCGCGCUCGCGCGCGAGUCCCGACGAAAUAUCGACAGAUAACCAUCGCACGCUCAGUGUGUCGGACGAUAUUGCAUAUUUUACCAUUAUUAUUAUAGUCGUCGCUAUCAUUAUUAUUGACCGAAACAAUCGAUUAAUAUUGCUAUUACCGUUUGCCGCCGACCGAUUGCGUCGCAUAUUAUUUUCCAUCGCGUAUUCGCGUGAAAGUUUGUCCCGUAGUCGCGGUCGUCGGCCUACGACGGCCCCCGAACAAAGUAGUGGCGCAUCGUGCGACCCGCCAACGUCGCAAUGGAAAACAAAAAACCCAAAGAGAAACGAAGAAAUUCCGAGAGACGAAAAGAAAAAUCAAGAGAUGCAGCUCGAUCUAGACGUAGUAAAGAAACCGAGAUAUUUACUGAUCUCGGAUCAGCAUUACCUUUACCAGCAUCAGUUAUUAGUCAGUUAGAUAAAGCGACUGUUAUGCGAUUGACUAUUGCAUCUUUCAAAAUUAUGGACGCUUUAUCAUCAACAAAUAUUGAUGUAAAAUCCGAUGAGAAAGAUUGCCCUCCAAACAUGAGUGGGAUAUGCAACAAAGCAUUGGAUGGCAUUGUCUUAAUUACUUCGGCAGAUGGAGAUAUAAUAUUCAUAUCGGAAAAUAUUUCCAACUAUUUAGGCUUAUCACAGAUUGAUUUGAUCGGACAGUCAAUUUAUGAGUUCGCCCAUCUUUGUGACCAAGCCGAAUUGAAAGCCAUUUUAACCAGCAAAGACAUAGGUGAACAAAAGUCGUUUUUUGUUCGAAUGAAAUGCACUCUGACAAAUAAAGGGCGCAAUGUUAAUUUGAAAUCAGCGUCAUAUAAGGUGCUGCAUUUUACAGGACAUUCAGUUAUCAACACAUGUGCCAAAAUAAAAUCAUCAGUUUUAUCAGAUAGAGAAUCUGAUUCAGACUAUGAAUCAGAUAAAAAAACAGAUUCUGAUAGUAAAUCUAAUAAUAGUGAUUUAAAGUUUGAAAAUACUUCCGAUUCUCCAACUCAUAUAUUUGUGUCAAUUGCUGAACCAAUACCACAUCCUGCAAAUAUUGAGAUACCAUUGUAUAAACAGAGCAAGAUAUUUUUUAGCAAGCAUUCAUUGGAUAUGAAAUAUAUAAUUGCCGAUGAAGUUUUAACAAACUAUGUGGGUUAUGAACCAGAUUCACUAGUUGCAAAGUCUGUGUUUGAUUAUUACCAUGCUCAAGAUUGUAAUUCAGUUGAAAAAAGUUUUAAAAUAUUAUUCGAGAAAGGACAAGUAGAGACAAACAAGUAUAGAUUUUUGGCAAAAGGAGGUGGUUAUGUUUGGAUAAUUACCCAAGCUACCAUACUUAAUGACCACAAGGGUCUCAAACCUGAGAGCAUUAUGUGUAUUAAUUACGUAAUCAGUGGUGUGGAACACGGUGACGAGAUAUAUUCACUUUGCCAGUUGUCACCAGUCGUCAGUAAGCUCGCCGUCGAGGACAAACCGUCGUCACUUCCACCGUCUCCGCAGCAACAACAGAAACAGCAACCAGCUGUCGUCAAGAGACCGUCGUCCACGGAAAAAGUGUUCAAGCCCAAGUGCCUGGUGGACUCGGCAACGUUCUUGUUACCGGCCGGAAAUGGGCCAGUUUAUUUGGAUGUGAACAGCGACGGGAAACCGAGAACCGCACCGCAGCCAACCACGUCGACGGCCAGCGUCAUCAAGAAGAAGCCCAAACCGUGUUCGGAAAGCCCGAAAGCCACCACAGCCAAAAUUUUCGCCCCACGGACCGAAGACAUGAACAAAGGGUUCCUGACGUUUUCGGACGACGACACGGGACUGACUAUGCUCAAAGACGAACCGGAAGACUUGACUCACUUGGCCCCAACGGCCGGUGACGUGUGCGUGCCGCUGGACACUUGUGGUCUCGGGCACCUGGGUCUGUUCAUGUCCGAUGUGCUCGACGACCUCAUACUCACCGACUGUUCGUUGGCGCCGUUCGACUCUAUGCCAGCACCGCCAUCGUUGCAAGACGCGUACUCUUCAGCCUCCCGGUCUUCACCGUCGAUGCACCACCUACACCACCAUCACCUCCACCACGGCAGCGACGACCUGUCGCAGCACGCCGUUGCCGACAUGUGCGACCCUACCAUGUCCUCGCUGCUGGGUAUGGACUUGGACAACAGCCCCAACGACUUGGAUCUGGACCUGUCGCUCAAAAACCAGUUCAUACCCCUGUAUGAGGACGACCUAUACCCACUGUUGUCGGACGACCUGCUGUGGGGAAGCGGCGAUAGGUCGCCGUCACCCAAACCACCAUCUGCCGUGACCAACCACCAAGACACCAGCAACAACAAUAAUUGGCAUUUGCCGUCGACGGAAGACAUCGUCGGGCAAGACGUAAUCGACAGUGACGCGCCGCCGUCUCCGAGUCUAGCCAAGUUACUGCAGAAGACCGACACGGAUGCGCUGCCUUGCAGACAGCAGCAUUUCGACAGCGGUGGUGGCCUCCUGCACUUGGACGGCGGCGACUCGUGGGGAUCGAUCAGCAAAAUGUUGCACCAGCGGUACAACUCGGGUGGUUCUCCCCCGGCCGAACCAACCGCUCUGGCAGAUCACCGUCACAACCAUAACAACUCUAUGCGACUACAACAACAACAACAAUCAGACUGCAACGUGUCGACGGCGGGAGUUGCUCGAACCAACGGCGUCGGUGUCAAACGAACCGGGCCUAACGCCACCGCCGCCACGGCGCCGUCGUCGUGGAAACGGUGCCGGCAAGAAGAGACGGCCAAACAGGGCGCAUCCAAUAGCGUGCUGAUGAACUUGUUGGUCAGCGGUUGCGACGACGACGCUGGAAAAUCGAUGGAUGGCAAGAACUCGAUUGUGAAAGAUGAUUCACAGCCUAGGCACCGAUCAAGGCUAAAGGCGAUUUCGUGUCUGUUGGACCCGUUCAGCACGGCCAUACCGUCGCUGAUGGACCUGACCGAGCACGACUACGACGUUAAUGCGCCGGCGGGCGGAGCGCUGCUCCAGGGAUCGGAACUCCUGAAGGCCCUGGAAAUCGGAGGAGGAGGAGGUGGUGGUAACAUGGCCGCGGCAUAGAUUCUGGAAGAUUAGGAGCAGGAGUAAGAGCAGUAGAAAAAUAUAAACGAGUUUUCCGAGCUGUAAUCGAUAUACAAUCUGCGUAUAUCACACAUACGUAUAUUAUUUAGUACCAAUCAUAUCCGUACACAAAACUCAAAUGUCAUACUACCAUUCUGCUAUCCAUUAAUUUUAUAAUAUUAUCAUGAUAAUAUUUCACUCUAUGUCAUUUUAAUUUUUGUUGUUUUUUUAAUUUUUAAUCGCUCGUCAACAAUAAUAUAAAUAAUAAUAAUAAUUUAAUUGUUUUGUACAACGGUUGUGCGCAGGAUAGAGCAGAGGAGGACAAUCUGUUCGAAGUCUUAUCUCAUGAUAACUACAAAUACACAUCGUAGCGUGGCUCAGGGCUUGAACUCAUUAGAGUCCGAUUCCUUUCGAAAAACCGUCGCGAUGAACGAAUUACGUCAAUUAUUAUUUUUGUCUUUAUCUGUUGUCCUGCCCGACAUAAAUCGCGCAUAUAAUAUAACUGUUCGCCGUUAUUGUUGUAAUUAUGCUCCCCCGUACAAAAAAAAUAAAUGUAUGCCCUCGAAAUGUACGUCCCUCAUCUCUGCUCCGAGUCUUCUUAUUCACAUAACAUAAAAACUAUAUAUUAUGAUAUCAUAUUCUUACACAUUAAUCUCUUCCAAUAUUUUGUUUGCGUUUACCAUCGCUUGCUGUGUACCACUUAGUUUUUAACUUAUUGAUUUUUUUUUCGAUUUUAUGUUUAGCGAAAAAUAUUACGCACUGCCCACGAAUAGCGCUGGUUUCGGGAUAAUGUGCUCAACCCCGCGAAAACGAUUUUUAUUUGGUUAUCAUUAUAUUAUAUGUACUGCAUUUUCCCAGAGAGUAUACCGAUAUCAUUACUAUUAUAAUUAUUACUAUUUUUAUUUUUCUACUAUUAUUAUUAUCGUUGUCAAUGAGAAACUUCUUACAACUGAUCUUUAUUAAUAUUAAGUUUAAAAUUAACAUUUUUUUUCUACGCCAAAAGUAAACUUCAUAAUCUCUUUUUCGGCUACCGAAAUUAACUUAUAAUAUGUACCUAAUAACCUUUAUAUAUUGUGUAAUUUUAAUGUUUUAAUUUUGUAAUGGAGGGGACGCAUGAUGCAAGAGUGUAGUAAAACAAUUUAAGAGCUGUUACCCAUAGGUACGUAAACAAUUAAGUAAUAAUAAUAAAAAUAAAAAAAAUAUAGAAUUUAAAGUUACUGUAAUGUUCUGUAAAUGUUAUUCUCAUGUGGUGUGUGAUCGUUGAGCGCAUAGUACCUAUACGCUAUAAUAUAACUGCUCUUAAAUUGUUUAUACUCGCAGCUAAAGGAUUUAAUUUAUAGUGAACGGUGAUGGUUUUGUGUAAUACACGUCCGAAUGCUCAAAUAUUAUUUUGUAUAAUUCUUUUUAAGAUGGAAAAAUUAUAUUUAGUGAUAUUUAUUAAGAGACAUUUACGUGAGUAUAAGCGUUUAAGAUAUUUUUCGAUACAUUUCUUUAUUUUGUUAACUUUUUUUUGUUUUUGAUUUGAUUUUUUUUUUCAAAGUAGUUAUUUUAGUUAAGCAGUUGGCAUWGUUUGCUAUAAAUUAAUAUAAUAUAUAUAGGUAUAUAUAUAUAAUAUUAUACAAAUA
Molecule: messenger RNA, 4746 nt
Organism: Diuraphis noxia (Russian wheat aphid)
Lineage: Eukaryota; Metazoa; Arthropoda; Insecta; Hemiptera; Aphididae
Biological process (GO): cellular response to hypoxia; regulation of transcription by RNA polymerase II
Cellular component (GO): cytoplasm; nucleus; transcription regulator complex
Molecular function (GO): protein dimerization activity; RNA polymerase II transcription regulatory region sequence-specific DNA binding; DNA-binding transcription factor activity, RNA polymerase II-specific
Source: RefSeq, a predicted model, not a curated record